AUGACACAAAGCCAGGAGCCCAAUAGCAGCACGCACUCCCAAAGAAACACCAAGUUCACCGGCCAAGUUGUGAUCGUCACCGGUGCAGCCGCUGGAAUUGGCCGGGAGGUUGCACUAAAUUUCGCCGCCCAAGAUGCACAAGUGAUCCUAUUCGACAUCAACGACGCCGGCCUCCAGGAAACCAGGGCCUCUAUCCAAAAGACUGGCGGGAAAGCAGGUAUCAAGCUCUGCGACAUAAGCAACGAGCAGCAGGUCACAUCUGCAAUAAACUGGACAGUUACGACCCACGGAAAAGUUGAUAUCCUAGCCAACCUCGCAGGGAUAUACGGCUUCCAGCUUCUCGCCGAUUUCCCAACGGACCUGUACCAUCGGUACAUCGGAAUCAACCUCAACGGGCCCUUCUAUCUCACACGCGCCGUCCUGCCACAUAUGCAAGCAGCCGGUUACGGACGUAUUAUCCAUACCUCGUCUACCGGGUACGCGGAUCCCAAGCCCGGUUUGACAGCGUAUGUUGCAACCAAAGCCGCUGUGAUCGGACUCGUGCGUAGUGCAGCCAUGGAAGCUGGUCCCGGGGUAACUGUCAAUGCUGUGAUGCCUGGCGUUACUGAUACCGACCAAGCGCGGUCUCUAGAAGGGUUUGAGGCUCUCGCUAAGAUGACUAUUGAGCAACAGGCCGUUAAGAGACAGGGCCAUGCGUCGGACAUUGCCCACGCAGUCUCGUUUAUUGCGUCUGCCGAAGCGUCGUUCUUUUCGGGGCAGGUGUUUAAUUGUAGCGGGGGAGCGACAUUUAGUUUUUAA
Aspergillus versicolor CBS 583.65 is the source of this 798-nucleotide messenger RNA. Its product is annotated as SDR family NAD(P)-dependent oxidoreductase. Bases 1 to 798 code for a protein of 265 amino acids. The transcript has a single exon. The record is from RefSeq and is a predicted model, not a curated record. Gene Ontology annotation, molecular function: oxidoreductase activity. Lineage: Eukaryota; Fungi; Ascomycota; Eurotiomycetes; Eurotiales; Aspergillaceae.